Bursaphelenchus okinawaensis is the source of this 7403-nucleotide messenger RNA. Lineage: Eukaryota; Metazoa; Nematoda; Chromadorea; Rhabditida; Aphelenchoididae. The record is from the annotation of a GenBank genome assembly.
AUGGGUAUGAAGGUGAAUUUUGCGAACGAAGAGCUCUAGACCCCCGUUGCUGUACAAAAGAAAAAGGUUGCAAGCCCGCUGAAGUUUGUCUUUUUGAAACACCGGAAUGUGGCAAAUGUUACCAAGAAUGUGAUGAAAACCAAUACUUGAAAGAUUGCAACAAUCCUCAAUAUUUGACCCUAAUUAAAUGUCAAAAUGAUGGUAUUUUGAAAUAUGAUGGUAUAAAACCUUUUUGUGAUUGUCGACCGAAGGAAGAUGACGUUUAUAUUGGAGAAUAUUGUGAAGCCAGGCUCAGUAAAUGUCAUAAAGAUCAUCCGAAGUCUCUGGUUUGUUUGAAUGCGGGAAGAUGUAGGGACAACGGUACGGUAACAGAAUGUAAAUGCGUUCAAGGUUUUGAAGGUGAAUAUUGCGAAAGAUUGGUCGAUUUUUGCGUGUAUUUGAAUUGCAAUAAGAAUAACACACGUGAAACGAUAAGGCAUUACGGAACGUGUUACUGUCACUGUAAAGAAGGUUAUUUUGGAGAUACUUGUGAUGUAAGUUUGUCUAUAUGAGUUACGCUCAUCAAGAAGUUUGUAAUAUACUUUUUGAUCAAUAAAAAACAAAUUUUACAGGAAGAAGUAAAUGCUUGUGAAAAACGUGACAUCAAACUGUGUGGACAAGGAGAAUGCAAAGCAGUCGGUGUUGGAUAUGCACCUGUAAAUGAAUAUUCUGGUUACAAAUGUGUUUGUAAGGCCGGAAAUUUGAGAGGUAAUAUAUUUAUAUAGUGGAUAAUGUAAAUUUAUUCUUAAAAUUGAAAAAAUUGCUGAUUUCUAAUAAUUAUUUUUAUUUUCAGCGAGUGAUAAUUGUUUGUCAUUCAAUUCUUCUUGUCCGUUAUCAAAUUGUUAUUGUAAGUCCUUAGCUGUCAUUUAUUUAUUUUUGAAAAAAUUUGUACGAAAAUUUUUAUUUAAAUUAUAACGUACGUUUAGAUAAAUAAAAUAAACAACAAAGAAUAAUUAUAAUUAUAACCAAAAUCAACAAAUUACCUUCAAAUUUUAAUAUUUUAGUACCUCAUGGGGUUUGUAAAGAUAAGUCUUACAACGAUACGGCUUGUAUAUGUCGUGAAGGUUAUUACGGGAAGGAUUGUUUAGAAGAUGUGAACUACUGUUCAGACGAAACAUGUUUGCAUAAUGGUACAUGUCAUCAAGGCAGAGAUACACGACGGUUACCUCGUAUGAUGUGCGAUUGCCCACCAGAAACGGAUGGUGUUAACUGUGAAGAGAUGCCUUCACCGUGUGAUAAAGAUCCUUGCGGGGAACAUGGUGAAUGUAUUCCACGGGGAAAAUACAACUUCACGUGCAGAUGUAAGGAUGGUUACAGGGCUCCACAGUGUAUUACACCACCGGUGGGUUUUGUGCUAUAUGCCAUAAAUUGGUUUUAAAGAAAACUAUUACGUUUUGUAUUUCAUAAUGUAACACAUUUUUUAUUAUAAUUAAAAUUGUUUUACAGAGUCAAUGUGUUGAUGGACAUAGUUACUGUAAUGAGCACGGAAUAUGCAAAUCUUAUGAUCGUUUUGAUAGCUGUGAGUGUUUUCGAGGAUACACCGGUCGUCAGUGUGAACAAGGUAAGGGAUAAUCAGAAGUAGCGCAAAACUAAAAAGUGGGUAAUUUUAAAAAAUUGAAAAAUUUUUUCACACAUUCUCACAAAUAAUAUUUUUUUAAACAACUAUUCUUCUAUGGUUAUCGUUAAAAAAAAUACUUUUUAGAAAGCACUAACCAGUUUAACCUCUUCUUUACUGGUCGUUCAGUAUUGAAACCACCAGUUCAUUCAAUGGAUGUGGAUUGUAAAACUAAGGACUAUAUCACACUAACUGCUUGGAUGAAAUAUGAUAAAUCGGUCUAUGGUUUUGACACUUUUCCUAUUACUUUGAAAAACCAUCAUGAUGAUUUUGUUCGAAUUGACAGAACUAAAGUUAUUGUUAACAAUGUAACAAUUGACAUAUCAGAAAGUAAAGUUGGCUUGGAACAAUGGGUAUACGUAAGUUUUUUGGAAUUAUGUCACAUACUUUUUGUUGGUUCUUAUAAAUAAAAAAACUGCAUGAUUUAAAAAAUGCCUUCCAGUACGUGAUAACAUACGACGUUCAUAAUAGAAUUGUCUCAGUGGUUGUGAAUAAUGGCCCUGCCUAUAAACGCGACAUUAACGUUUACUGCAUGACUUUGAAAUUACUUUUGGGGACUCAAGUGAAUGAAAAACCGAUGGUGCCUAUUUUUAAAGGCGAAAUGGGAUUAGUCCAGGUAUUUUGGUAGCAUUAUUAACAAGGAAGGUACCCGACCUGCAACGCUCAGAUUUCGUUCAAAAUUUUUUUUGAAAGAUCAAGUAAAUGUAAGAUCCUAAGCAAAAUUCUAACAAGGAAAGUGCCCGACCUGCCCCGCUCUGAUUGACUUCGAAAUUUUUAUAUAGGAAGAUCAUAUAAAUAUAAGAUGUUCAGCAAAGUACUAAAUCGCGCUUUCCAGGAAAUCUCGAGAAACAAAAUGAACCUACAUUUUUAAAUUUGUAAGCGUAUCUUGCCUGGAAAGCCGAAAAAAGUGCUUGAAACACAAUGCCAAAUUUGCCAAAUUGGCGGGAAACCCAAAUAAUUAAAAUUUAAAACACAAAAGCGCGAGCUAAAAUUUUUUAUGGGUACUAUUGGUGGUACAAAGAAUUCAUAUAAAAAUUUUGAGCUGAUUCUGAGCGGGGCAGGUAGGGUACUUUCCUUGUAAGUUGCGGUUUGCGGCCAUUCUUGAGAAAAUCGAGAUCAAAAAAUCGCGUUUUGAAUUUUCCGCCAAGUUGGCAUAGUGUUUCAAGCUUUUAACUUUGUCGUUUUUUGAUUUUUAACAUUUUUACUUAAUAUAGUAAUAGAAAAACUAUCUUAUCUAGAACAUCAAAAAAGGGCUUGAAACACAAUGCCAAAUUCGCCAAAGUGUCAGAAAAUUUAAAUGUAGCAAAGAAAAUUUAAAUGUUAGUCAGAAAUAUUAAAUUUGAAAACUUAAAACCGCAAGCUAAGAUUUCUACUAAAACAUUAAAUUUCUUAUAUGUGCUAUCGAUACUACAAAGAAUCUUAAAAUUAAAAAUUUUGAGCUAAUUCUGGGAGUUGCGGGUUGGGUACUUUUCUUGUAAGUAAAUUUUAAGUUAAAACUUUCAAUUAUCAAAUAAAAUUAAAAGCGGUAUACUAAUUUUACGUUAAAGAGCAGCACUUAAACGUUUUUGAUUUUUUAUACGCAUUUCAGGUACAUAACGUCGCAUUUUCUUUCCUAGAAAUAAAUGAACAGAUUAAAAACUGUUUAAAAUGGCAUUUUAAGGAAGAAAAUGUUAUUAUAAGCUGGCGUGAUAUUAACUUAACUACGUGGUCAAGAACUGAUGUUCAAGUAUUGGUACCAGGAGUAUGUUCCAAAACAAAUUGUCGCAAUGGUGCGAAGGAAUGUAGUCCAGAAAUAGGUAAAAAAUACGUUUUUUAUAAUUGUUUGUUUUGUUUUUAAUACAUUUGUAUAUAUUUUGUCAUUUAAAACGUUUUUUUGUAUGAUUGCACUAAAAAUGUUUAAUAAUGUGGUUUUGAUUUGAGGUAACGUUUAAAUUUUGAAUUAGUAUUUUACAUAAUUUUUUAUCGUUAAUGGUCAUAAUGUGUAAAUAUUAGAUCGUAUACCUCCAAAACCCAUCAAUUGUCCUUCUUUAAUUCGAAGAAACAGUACCAGUCGAUUGUACCGCGAGGAUUGGGGUGAAAUCAAAUUUGAAGACGACUCGUAUAUUGUGGAAGUAAAAUCGAAUUACUUUUGUAAUCAAACACUUACGUUCGGCUACUAUCACGUUGUUUAUAUUGCUGUUGAUAUGCACAACAAUUAUGGUAGAUGUGAGUUUGAUGUGGUGAUCGCAAAUGAAGGCGAAUCUGAACCAACACUGGAUGCAAGUUAUACUAAAAGUUGGUAUCGAGAAUUUGAAACGGAUCAAGUAAAAAGUUAUCAGCAGUUGGAGUGUAUAAAAAAUGAACAUCAGUUUAUUGAUGACAAUUCGCCUUUUUAUACGAUGGAUUUCAUGGUAUGACAGUUUGUUUUAAAAUGGUUUCACUUUUGUAAAGUGGAAGCUCUGUAUAAAGAACUCCUGCUUAACAAAAUUUCCGUAUAACGAACAAAUUUUGAAUCUCCGGCUAACACUACACGGCGCAUGUGAAACUCCCCUAUAAAUUUCUAAAUCAAUUAGUCAAAAAGUUUUAGAAUCACUGGAGUGUAAGAGGAAGUUAUUACCCCACAUGCAGUAAGGCCGAGUUUCCUAUGCAAAAUUUGACCGGCAAUUUGACUAAUUUCAACUACGACUGUGAUAAUCAAGAUGAGUUAGAUUACGUUACUUUGGAACGUAUACUUUGGGCAAUUAACAAUGCUUCCGAGGAAUUCGAAAAGACAUAUGAUAAAGGGUUUUGUGAAAAAAAUGACUGUACGGAUAAUACAAUUAUAAUCCCGCCGGUUUGUGAUAAUACAACAAAUUUUAAUAAAAAUCGCAAUCGCUGGAGUCGUGCUGUAACUCUUGACCUGUUUGGCACAUACGAAUAUAUUUUGAGUACUAAGUAAGUUUACUUUUUUUGCGCUUCUUUAUUUUAUUUUAGAUUAGUAAGGACUUUUAAAAAAAUGUUUAUCAUUAGUCAAUACGGAAAUAAGAAUGUCUUUCGUAAAUAAAAAAGACGUUAGCAAACAUAUUUGUUGUAGGCUUGGGAUUUAUAAAUUUAAUCUUUUCAUUAAAGUUUUGUUUUAUAGUAAUACACAACAUGUUGUCAGAGAUUUUGUAAUUGAGGCUCUUCGUAAACAAUUUGAAGUCAAGAAAAUUCGUGUGUAUGCAAAUAAUGAAGUAAGUUUUUACACAUUUAUAUCAUUUAUACUUUUUAUUUAUUUUAUUAACUUGCGACAAUGAUCUGAUGUUUUAGUCAUGGGAAUUACCAACACCAUGUGAGUUAAUUCUCGAAGAGUGACUUUUGCGAUGGGCAUUUUGGAUAAUGAAAAUUUAUGGAAUUCUUAAUUUUUUUCUUUCUUUCUGGUAUUAUUUUCUCUCCCGGCUAAGUAUACGGUUAAAGUUUACUUUUAAUUUAAGAACAAAAAAAAAUAAAAAAAAGUGUAACAUUAAAAUAUUUAAGUCGUAUAAACUCUAGAUCAAAAUUUUGAAUGUGCUGACGAAGCUCAAUAUGUACGGCUGACUACAGAACUUGACAAUGAUCAAGAGCAAUUCUUCUGCUUUUUACCUGGCCCAGGAAAAUUUUUCAACAAAACCUUGAAUAAGGUUGAGGAAUGUCACAUAGGGUACUAUAAGGAAACUCACGGAAGCGAGCUUUGCUCGGAAUGCGGUGAAAACCGGACUACAUUAAUUCGUGGAGCACGUAAUGAAACCGAUUGUUUUUGUAAGUAGCUUAACAAAAAAAGUAUAAAAUUUUAAUUUACAAGGGGCAUCCUUGAUAUGGAACGUUUAGAAUUUAGAUGUCGUUUCUUAGUAGUAUGAAUUGCCCAUGUAAAAAUACCAGCUUGUUUUGUGUUUUGAAAAUACAUAUUUCCUCAUUAAAGGGUUUCUAUUGUAAUUUCAAAGAAAAUUAUAAAAAGUUCAGAAAGCCUAAAGUUAGUUGCUUGAAACACUAUGCCAUUUUGGUGAAAAUUUUAAAAAUUAUUUUUUAUCAUUAUUUUUGCAGGAUGGUGUAAACCGCGCUUGACUAUUUUGCUUAAGUUCUUACGCUUACACGAUUUUUCUAUAAAAAAAAGUUUGAAGAUGAAAUCUGAGUGUUCCACGUCUUAGAUACACUUUUUCAGAAAUAUUGAGGAUUUAAAUAUUUAAAGUAAUUAAUAUGAAAAUUUCAUAUAAAGCUUUAAUUUUACAGAUAUUAAUUGCAACAAAGGUCAGUAUGGCGAUAGUGAGGGAUGUCAUCCGUGUAAGCGUGGAGAGUAUAACAAUGUAGGCGGUCGUGACAAAUGUAAUCAUUGUGUUCCCGGUUGGUAUACUACCUUGCAAGAAGGUAGCACAAAAGAAGAUGAUUGUAUUUGGCCGUGCGAAAGAUGGGAAAAUUAUGACUUGAUUACUGGUUGUGCACCUUGUGUUAACGGCACAUUCAUGGACUUCUCUGUUAGUCCUGGCUGUAAGCCUUGCAAUAAGGGAUUUACGUCCGAAUUCAACAGCACGAGUAAAGAAGAUUGUAAAUAUGUGUUUUGUCCGCUUGGAUUUACAAUUAAGAACGAACGCAAUAACAGUCUUACGGAUGAUCAAACAUUGAGUGAGACAACAUUUAUUAAUUUUUGUACGCCAUGUGCAGUAGGAAAGUACAAACACUGGCAUGGAAAUCAGAAUUGUGCGUCGUGUCCUGCUAAUUCCACAACAGUAGCUGAAGGAAGUAAAUAUAAAAAUGACUGCUCUGUAAUUCGAUGCCCUGAUGGUAACGGAAAAGUAUGUUCAGCAGGGUAUACAUGUCACAAUUACAUGUGUACCAAGGUACCUAACUUUCAACCUGAAGAAAAUUGGUUUGGCUACGUUUUGGCUUCUUUGUCUUUAGGAAUGUUGUUUAUUUUAUGUAUAUUCUGCGUUAUCUAUCGAGGAUUUGUGUAAGUUGUUAUCUUCAGUUAAAAUAUGUCGCUUAUUUAUAUUUUAAAACAGAAGCUAGCGUCUUUUCAUUUUUGUUUCAAGAUUUAUAACUGUAUGAUUCUUCAAUAUGCUUUUUUUGUUUUAAAAAUGUAUAUUUUAGAGUGAUGUAUAUAGACAGUUCCUGUCCAUGGAUAUUAUUUUGUUGGAAGCCAAAACAAGGUCAAAGAAGAUUUAGUGUGAAUCCAGCGAGGGACACGUCAAAUUUGCCUAUGAGUCCCAGUAGCGAUGACGGUCCGACUAACAUUUUGGAAACGGACAUUGAUGAUGACAGAAGGCCUCGGUUUGACACUGGGUCUACAGACGCCAGUUGCGUUAGACAGAGAAAACUCGGUGCACAGGUUGGUUGCUUACAAUUUUUUUACUUAUGUUUGUAAAAAAUUGGUUGAUUUUUUUAGUAUUGUGUAAUAUUUAUUGCCUCUUAGUCCUCAAACAUUCUCGACGAACUAAGGUCAAACCUGAUGCAUGUGAUGGCUUCUCCAACGUCCGCCAUAUCUUCAGAUUCGAGUGGUAAACGAACACCACCACCAAUUCUUACUGGAAGUCCAUCUCGUCGUGACUUGGAAGCUGCCAAAGCAGCAGCUCGAGUAGCACGGUCAGAAACCUAUCAAAUGGCGACGUUUGACAACAAUCCUCGUAUACAAUUUCAGAGUAACUUUAUUCGUCAUCACCGUACGUAUGGCCCAUUGGCAGUUGAUGCUCGGACCAAUCAUACCAUACCCAGGGUAACUAUUGUAUCUACAGAAACAACUUCAGAAACCAAUGAAGAUGAUGACGAAGGGUUUUUUAAAUAA